AUGGCAGCCAUUUAUCCUGGUGUGUGGGCUGCUUCUCCUCUGACGGCUGAGACGGAGGGCGUGCCGCUGUAUACUGCAGCGUGUGGCAGUGCUCCGACACUGGCGUCUGCAGAAUGUCACCGUGCCUCACACAGCCCAUCGCUCUGCAGGCUGUCCCCCGCUAACAGGCGCUGUGUGGGGGGGCGCUCAGACACAGAGGGCGCUGACUCUCACAACUCCCUGGGAGAAACAAGCAUAAAUAUCAGGCCGGCUUCUCAGUCUGCAGCAGUACACAAUCGGUACAUCCAACCAAUCAGCAAAGUGCUCUGGACCAAUGACGUGGCGGGGAACACCUGGAAUUGGCUGUACUUCAUCCCCCUCAUCAUCAUCGGCUCCUUCUUCAUGCUCAACCUGGUGCUCGGUGUCCUGUCUGGAGAGUUUGCCAAAGAGAGGGAGCGUGUGGAGAAGAGGCAGGAGUUCCUGAAGCUCCGCCGGCAGCAGCAGAUCGAGCGAGAGCUCACUGGGUAUUUGGAGUGGAUCUGCAAAGCAGAGGAGGUGUUGCUGGAGGAGGAGGAUGAGAUAGCAGAAGAGAAGUCCCCGCUGGACGGUGCGUGGUACAAGAGGAAGCAAAACCUUCCAGUCCAUAAACGUGGCAAAGCAAAGAAAGGUAAAAACGACCUGAUAGGAGGCGAGGAGGGGGACGAUCAUUUCGCUGACAUCUCCUCCGUCCCUCCUCCUGGCUCUCCGUUUGGUCGGGCCAGCGUGAAGAGCAGCGGUAAGAUGGACAGCUCCUCGUACUUCCGGCGCAAAGAGAAGAGGAUGCGCUUCUUCAUCCGGCGCAUGGUGAAGGCUCCGAGCUUCUACUGGAUCGUUCUGUGUCUGGUGGGCUUGAACACUCUGUGCGUGGCCAUCGUUCACUACGACCAGCCCGAGUGGCUCACCAGGGCCCUCUACGCAGCAGAGUUUGUGUUCCUGGGUUUGUUUCUGACUGAGAUGUCCUUGAAGAUGUACGGCCUCGGAGUGAGGAAUUAUUUUCACUCCUCCUUUAACUGCUUUGAUUUUGGGGUGAUUGUGGGAAGUAUUUGCGAGGUGAUCUGGGACAUGAUUAAACCCGGAGCAUCGUUCGGAAUCAGAGUGUUGAGAGCGCUGCGACUGCUCAGGAUAUUCAAAGUCACCAAAUACUGGAACUCGCUGAGGAACCUCGUGGUCUCCCUCCUCAACUCCAUGAAGUCCAUCAUCAGCUUGCUCUUCCUCCUCUUCCUCUUCAUCGUGGUCUUUGCUCUGCUCGGUAUGCAGCUCUUCGGAGGAAUGUUUAACUUUGAAGAAGAGACCCCAACCACCAACUUUGAUACGUUUGCAGCAGCCAUCCUCACUGUGUUCCAGAUUCUGACGGGCGAGGACUGGAACGCUGUGAUGUACCACGGCAUCGAAUCACAUGGGGGCGUACAUGGGGGCAUGUUCUCCUCAGUCUACUUCAUCGUCCUAACGCUCUUUGGAAACUGUAUCCUCUAUGACAUAUUAAACUGA
Molecule: messenger RNA, 1506 nt
Organism: Notothenia coriiceps (black rockcod)
Lineage: Eukaryota; Metazoa; Chordata; Actinopteri; Perciformes; Nototheniidae
Product: voltage-dependent N-type calcium channel subunit alpha-1B-like
Exons: 12
Coding region: 1-1506 (501 amino acids)
Biological process (GO): calcium ion import across plasma membrane; chemical synaptic transmission
Cellular component (GO): membrane; voltage-gated calcium channel complex; neuronal cell body
Molecular function (GO): high voltage-gated calcium channel activity
Source: RefSeq, a predicted model, not a curated record